AUGAGUUCCAGAAAACUACAACAAGAGUGUGAUAAACUACAGAAAAAGAUCGUCGAAGGGCUACAGAUAUUCGACGACAUCCAUGACAAGAUUGCUGCAACCGACAAUGCCAGUCAGAAGGAAAGACUUGAAGGUGACUUGAGGAAGGAAAUCAAGAAGUUACAGAGAUCUCGUGACCAAGUCAAGCAAUGGCUCAGUGAUAGUAGCGUGAAGCUUGAUAAGAAUCUUUUACAGGAUAGCCGAAGCAAAAUCGAGAAUGCUAUGGAGCGGUUCAAGGAGGUUGAGAGGGUGUCGAAGAUGAAGCAAUUCUCGAACGAGGGUUUGGAAAUGCAAACUAAGCUUGGUGCUUCUGAUGAGGAUGAAGCCAAGAAGAAUGAAGCUUCUCGAUACCUUACGGAUGUUCUUGAUGAACUAGCCAGACAGAAUGAAUUGUUGAGCGGUGAACUAAGUACUUUCUCCGGAAAGAAGAAACUGGGUAACGCUCAGCUGGCUAUCGAGGAGAUUAACCUGAAGAUGGAAAGAAACAACAUGCAUAUCGGUAAGAUCGAACAAGUUCUUCAUAGCUUGGCAAACGAACAGCUAAAGCCAGAGAGGAUAGACGAGAUCAAGGAUGACUUGGAUUAUUAUGUUGAGAAUAACCAGGCGCCUGAUUUUAUCGAAUAUGACGAAUUUUAUGACCAGUUAGAGCUAGACGAGACCCCAGAGAGCUUCCCUGCGGCCUCCCUUCCGGGCACAGUACCUGAAGAAUCGAAAGAGGUUAAGGAACCUCCUAAGGAGACUAAAGAACCACCUAAGGAGCCUCAGCCGAAGAGCCCUGCAAAGAAGGAAGUUACGAGUAGUGCUCCAAGUACAUCCGCCUCGCAAGCAGCUCCUCAGCCUCCAGCCUCCGCUCCUUCGACUAGCAUCAAUUCAACCCUGAGCCAACCGCUGAGCCAUACGCAGCCCAUCACAGCCCCAGCAAAGCCACCUACUGGUACGGGGCCAUCUGCUGCUGGUCUCGCUCUGGUUCGUGCACCUCCACCAGGAUUGGGUUCAAGUUCGAAAUCUGGAAGCCCUGCUCCUCAGGGUACUCCUGCUAAGUCAAAUGCUGAAGAACUUAAGAAAAGAGUUAUCUCGUCGCAAGCUAGUGCAUCUGCUUCUGCUCCAGCUCCAGGUCUCACCGCAGCUGCUGUUCUCUCUAAUUCUGUUCAGAACAACACCGCGUCGCCUAGAGUGUCUAAUGCAGCAACGAGCUCGUCUCCAGCACAGAAGGCACCUUCCGAAGCUCUGCCAUCUUUGCCAAACGCGCUUACCCAGGAAACCAAGUACAUGAGUGAUGCAGCUGCUCGUGUCAACGCCAUUGCACAGAAUAGAUUGGCCAAUCCAUUGCCGUUCCUGGCCAUAAGUCAACUUCUAGAGACGUCUUUGCUCAAUUGUCCUGAUUCUUCUGAUGCAGAGAAGCCACGCCAAUAUAACCCUCAGAACGUGCAUCCUCUGUCGGUGGACUACCCACAAGAGCCAAUGUUCGAGCUUAAUUCAGCUAAGAUCAUGUCUAAGUUUGACAAUGACACGCUAUUUUUCUGUUUCUACUACAGCGAAGGUCUGGACGACCUUUCCAAGUACAAUGCAGCUAAAGAGUUGAGCAGGCGAGGAUGGUUAUUUAAUUCGGAAACGAAGCAGUGGUUCUCUAAGGACGACCGUGCCAAGAGCCGUUCCGUUUCUGUUGCAGCUGGCGAAGAGGAGGAGCGUGGAGACAGCUACAAGUACUUUGAUUACCAGAGCAGCUGGCUCAUUCGUCGCAAGGACAACUUCAACUUCAAGCAGGAGUUGCAGCAGACGUUUUGA
Candidozyma haemuli is the source of this 1824-nucleotide messenger RNA. It is a transcript of the gene NOT5, whose product is annotated as CCR4-NOT core subunit. Gene Ontology annotation, cellular component: nucleus; CCR4-NOT core complex; P-body. The coding region runs from base 1 to 1824 and encodes 607 amino acids. Gene Ontology annotation, biological process: nuclear-transcribed mRNA poly(A) tail shortening; regulation of DNA-templated transcription. The record is from RefSeq and is a predicted model, not a curated record. NCBI's taxonomy places the organism in Eukaryota, Fungi, Ascomycota, Pichiomycetes, Serinales, Metschnikowiaceae. The transcript has a single exon.